Erigeron canadensis is the source of this 612-nucleotide messenger RNA. Its product is annotated as monothiol glutaredoxin-S2-like. The record is from RefSeq and is a predicted model, not a curated record. The transcript has a single exon. NCBI's taxonomy places the organism in Eukaryota, Viridiplantae, Streptophyta, Magnoliopsida, Asterales, Asteraceae. The coding region runs from base 108 to 416 and encodes 102 amino acids.
AGAUCUUAAAGUCUAGCUACUCACAACAAACAGGGCGCAAUUCAAUCAAAUCGAUCUAGCUAGCUACUUUUGUAUACAAAGCGACAUUAAUUAGUCUCUCGAUCGAGAUGGCUAUGGUUAAGGCAUUGGUGAAUGACAGAUCGGUGGUCAUAUUCAGCAACACCUCUUGCUGCAUGUGCUACACCAUAAUGAAGCUAAUAAGCAGCUUUGGGGCAAAUCCUACGGUUUAUGAGCUAGAUGAGCAUCCGGACGGGAAGCAGAUAGAGAAAGAACUCAGAGGACUAGGGUGCAAGCCGAGUGUCCCGGCUGUAUUCAUUGGAGAGGAGCUGAUUGGUGGGGCUAAUGAAAUCAUGAGCCUUCAUCUCAAGGGGGAGCUGGUACCGCUCCUCCUCAAGGCUAACGCUAUAUGGGUUUAGUCGAGCAAAUUCAGUUCCUACGUACGAUUUUAUAGAUGAGCCGGCCUUGUUAACAUUGCUAAAAAAUACUCUAUAUAUAUAGCAUUUUCAUGUGUAAUUUCACUAACUAUUUAUAAAAGAAAUUAAAUGGGAGAUUGUCGGAUUGAUAAUAUACUAUGCUUGCAAAAGUUACAAUAAUAAACUGUCCUUUGUGUCA